Molecule: messenger RNA, 1562 nt
Organism: Tuber aestivum (summer truffle)
Lineage: Eukaryota; Fungi; Ascomycota; Pezizomycetes; Pezizales; Tuberaceae
Source: the annotation of a GenBank genome assembly
AUGUCUACGACAUUAGGCGGCUUUAUCGCCGGUGGAAUCGCAGCCUGCGGAGCAGUAACGGUCACUCACGGCUUCGAGACGGUGAAAACGAGGUGUGUAUCACAAUCGCACAUUGCACACGCACAUACAUGCGCGCAUACACCGGCUUCGGGUAGGGGAGAAGGGCUGCGGGAGUAGGGAAAAGAGAAGAGUGCUUACAAAAAGUGUUGUGGGGGUGGCCAGACUCCAACUCCAAGGCGAACUUUCAGCAAAGUCGCAAACGAAACGAGUCUACACUGGUGUAUUCCAGGGUGUUCGAGUGAUCUUGAAAAAUGAGGGACCGCGCGGCUUAAUGGCUGGUUUAGGAAGUGCUGUGAAUAUUCCCUUCCCUCCACAUAUCUCUCCCGAUAGUAAACUCGAAAAUUAACGAGCCAAUCUCCCCAAAGUACUGCUACCAAACCAUGCUGAACGGCUGCCGUCUCGGCUUCUACGAGCCUAUCCGCAGCUCGGCCACAGGCCUAAUCCACAACGACCCACACUACCAAUCCAUCGGUGUGAAUGUCUUCGCCGGCGCCAGUUCCGGCAUCCUGGGAGCGAUGGUUGGGUCGCCGUUCUUCCUUGUGAAGACGCGGCUGCAAUCGUACUCCCCGUUCCUGCCCGUGGGUACGCAGCAUAAGUACCGCAAUGCCGUUGACGGCUUCAGGACUAUCAGUCGAACUGAGGGGUUCAAGGGAUUGUAUAGGGGUGUGGGCUCCGCUAUGGUCAGGACUGGCUUUGGCAGUAGUGUCCAAUUGCCCACCUACUUUUUUGCGAAGAGGAGGUUGCAGAAGUACCUUGGCGUACGCGAGGGGGUAGGGUUACAUCUUGCUAGUAGCGCGGUUAGUGGGUUUGUGGUCUGUUGUAUUAUGCAUCCUCCUGGUAGGCUUUUGCUCUCUGAUCUGAUGUUUGCGAUGAUAUUGUUUGUGUCGGCCAGGCACUGAUGCGGCUGAAAGAUACCGUGAUGUCGAGAAUGUACAACCAGAGUGGGAACCUGUACACUGGUGCAUUUGAUUGUUUGAUGAAGACUGUUCGGACGGAGGGCCUUUUUGCAAUCUAUAAAGGCUACUUCGCCCACCUGGCGAGGAUAUUGCCGCAUACGGUGAGAUUCAUCUUCACCCACAGAUCUACCUACCAACACAUGCUGCUUCGGAGGGCUGACAUUUCUCAUAGAUCCUAACAUUGACCCUUGCUGAGCAAACUAACAAGCUCGUUCGGAAGGUUGAGCAAAGGCUUUUUCUCGAUUAAUUAUCAGCCAAGUUACCAGGGAGUCCAUCCCCACCCCCAGACCGAGUUUUGUGGUUAUGAACUUUUUCCCUCCACUUCCCUUUUCUUUUUUUUAUGUUCGCUACUGUUAGACCCCUUAGAGUAGAGCCAUUUGUAGCUGUCGCUUCCCCUUGAUGUUUACCUGGGUUGAAUGUCUGGGGAGGUUGAACGUUUUAUUUUGUGAACACGAUGGGAUUUUUGGCUCGGGAAUCACAUCCGGGUAUAUAGGAGGCGUUGGCGAUGUGGAAAUAGAAGCUAUGAAGGGUUUAGAGAUCCAAACU